AAGAGCCCUCGGCCUGUCAGUCAUCCAGCCCGGCCUAAAUUGGCCCCGCCCUGCGCCGGCUGUGGGGUUUAUAAUGGGAACCCUGCCUCCCAAUGGCUCAGGCUGAAGCAUUUAACCUGUUGCGAUUGGAGGGGCAGAGCGUCCUCGCUCUCGUCUGCGCGCAGAGUGUAUGGCAGGGGGAUAAAGCGCCGACACUCGGCUUUCUUCGGAUCGUAGCUUAAAAAAAAAGAAGAGGCAGAAGCAAGUCGAAGCCCCUUAGAAUUAACUCCUCGAUCCGCUGUCGUGCAGUGGAUUGUCUUGAGGCUGAGCUGUCCCUUCCUGCUUCCCGAGAGACCAUGCCUGCCAGAUUUGGGGGCUUGGUGACUGCCCGUUUGCUUUCGCUACUGCUGCUCCCCCAGGUCCAUCUCCACAGAACUACGGGGCCCCGGUUUUUAAUAAGUGACCACGACCAAGAUCCUCAGUGUAACCUUCAGUGCUCCAGAUCUGCUGUCAAGCCUCUCUGCGCUUCCGAUGGCAGGACCUAUGAAUCAAUGUGUGAUUAUCAGAGAGCGAAGUGCAAGGAUUCCAGUCUGAAUGUGGCACAUCGAGGCAGAUGUAAAGAUGCUGGUCAGAGCAAAUGCAGAUUAGAAAGAGCCCAAGCACUGGAUCAAGUGAAGAAGCCACAAGAAGCAGUCUUCAUUCCAGAAUGUCAUGAGGAUGGAUCAUUUACCCAAGUCCAGUGCCACACCUACACUGGAUAUUGCUGGUGUGUCACUCCAGAUGGCAAGCCUAUCAGUGGUUCUUCUGUGCAGAACAAAACUCCUGUAUGCUCAGGCUCAGUAACUGACCGGCCAUUAGGACAGGGUAAUUCUGGAAGAAAAGAUGAUGGUUCAAAACCAACACCCACCAUGGAAACACAACCAGUUUUGGAUGGAGAAGAAAUUACAGCCCCUACACUUUGGAUUAAACACUUGGUCAUCAAAGAUUCCAAACUGAACAGCUCUAGUAUGAAAAAUUCAGAGAAAAUUAAUUCAUGUGACCAAGAAAGGCAGAGUGCACUUGAGGAAGCCAAGCAGAAUCCGCGUGAAGGAAUUGUUAUCCCUGAAUGUGCCCCUGGAGGACUGUACAAACCGGUGCAGUGUCAUCAGUCCACUGGCUAUUGCUGGUGUGUUCUGGUAGACACAGGUCGCCCCCUACCUGGCACUUCCACCCGAUAUGAGACCCCUGUAUGUGAAAGUGGUGCUCGAUCCAGAAGUCCAGAUAUUGACGAUCCUUUCAAAGACCGAGAACUUCCAGGUUGCCCAGAAGGGAAAAAAGUAGAAUUUAUUACCAGUUUACUGGAUGCUCUCACCACAGAUAUGGUACAGGCUAUUAACUCAGCAGCACCUGCUGGAGGUGGAAGGUUCUCUGAGCCUGAUCCCAGCCAUACCCUGGAAGAGCGGGUGGUACAUUGGUACUUCAGUCAGCUGGAUAGCAAUAACAGCAGCGACAUCAACAAAAGGGAGAUGAAACCCUUCAAGCGCUACCUGAAGAAGAAAGCCAAGCCCAAGAAAUGUUCACGACGCUUCACUGACUACUGUGAUCUCAACAAAGACAAGUCCAUCUCACUACAGGAAUUGAAAGGCUGUUUGGGGGUCAGGAAGGAAGAAGGCGGCAUUGGCAGCUUCCCUCAUGGAAAAAGGCAAGGAGUUAAUCCUUUCAUAGGACGUCUUGUUUAAGAGGAUAUGCCAUGGAUGGAUGAAUGGAAGGAUAGGAUGCAUGGCCAUCUGAAAACAUGUGGGACUGGCAAGACCCAGUAUAGCAGAAGUGGCAGUCACAACAUUUGCACUUUGUUUAAAAAAAAAAAAGAAGAAGAGAAAAAUUGUCUACAUAUAAUACAGGGUUGGUUUUUUUUUUAGUAAUCUGAAGAAAAGAAGAACAACCAUUGAAAUUUGGAAAGAAAACUGAACAUCUACUUGUGAUUUAAAUCUUGAGGAUUGCUUGGACUUGAAAAAAUGUUUAAUAUACUGUAUAUAAAAUGUAAAUUACACAGUGAUUUUCUGUUGGUUACAGGAUGACUAUUAGAUUUCUGCCCAGUUUUUUUUUCUUUUUUAAGUAAGCCAAAAAUGGUUGCACAUAGACAUUCUUUAGAACCUCAUAUCUGUGUAUUUGGGUGUCAUAUUUGUCACUUAUUUCUUCACCAGGCAUUUAUAGUGUUUUCUAAUGAGCCCUGGUGGCACAGUGGUUAGAGUGCAGUACUGCAGGCUAUUUCUUCUGACUGUCAGCUGCCAGCAGUUCAACAGUUCAAUUCUCACCGGCUCAAGGUUGACUCAGCCUUCCAUCCUUCCAA
This is a messenger RNA of Crotalus tigris (Tiger rattlesnake), 2308 nucleotides long. RefSeq names its product SPARC related modular calcium binding 1 (gene SMOC1). Bases 336 to 1697 code for a protein of 453 amino acids. Gene Ontology annotation, biological process: extracellular matrix organization. Gene Ontology annotation, cellular component: basement membrane. NCBI's taxonomy places the organism in Eukaryota, Metazoa, Chordata, Lepidosauria, Squamata, Viperidae. The record is from RefSeq and is a predicted model, not a curated record. The transcript has 13 exons. Gene Ontology annotation, molecular function: heparin binding; extracellular matrix binding; calcium ion binding.